AUGGAUUCAUCUAAAAAUCAAAUUUCUUUCAUCAAUCAACACCAGUUUUUUCAUGAUCCUCAACAACAGCAACAACAACAACAACAAAUGGAAAAUCAUAAGAAUCAUCAGAUUUCUUUUGGAUUAUCAUCUACUAAUCCUGAGAACUUCAUAAGCAAAGAGAAUAAUGGUGGAGCUUAUGAUUUAGGUGAACUAGAUCAAGCACUUUUUCUAUAUCUAGAUGGACAAGAUCCUUCUUCUUCAUCAAUUCAAGAUCAAAGACAGAAUAAUUAUGGAAUGAGGCCACCAACUCUCAACAUUUUUCCAUCACAACCAAUGCAUAUUGAGCCAUCUUCAACAAAGGCAAAUAAUAAUGCACUAGUUUCUCAAGCUACAAAUGGUUCCAAAAAAUCAUCUCAACCAACAAUCGACAAAAGUGAACCACCCAAAGUUACUAAGGGAGAGGGAAGUCGUAAGGUUCCAACUUCAAGUCCUGAGCAAGACGCACCUAAAACAUCAGAUCCCAAGACAUUAAGGAGACUUGCUCAGAAUAGAGAGGCAGCAAGGAAAAGCAGAAUUAGGAAAAAGGCUUAUGUUCAACAGCUAGAGACAAGUAGAAUAAGGCUCACUCAAUUGGAGCAUGAAAUACAAAGAGCCAGAUCUCAAGGAUUUCAUGUUGGAGGAAAUGUUCUUCUAGGAGGAGACCAAGGCUUUCAACUUAUUAAUAGGACCAAUAUCAGCUCAGAUGCUGCGGUAUUCGAUUUGGAGUAUGCAAGAUGGCUGGAAGAACAUCAUAGACUCAUAUGUGAACUUAGAAAUGCAGUACAUGAAGAACAAUUGCAAGAGGAUGAACUUCGUAUUUACGUCGAAAAUUGUGUGUUACAUUAUGACAAUAUAAUGAACUUGAAGGGCAUGCUUGCAAAAUCUGAUGUUUUUCAUUUGGUUUCUGGCUUGUGGAAGUCUCCGGCUGAACGUUGCUUCUUGUGGAUCGGCGAUUUUCGUCCAUCCGAACUUCUCAAAAUUAUAAUGUGUCAGAUAGAGGCAUUAACAGAAAACCAAUUGUUGGGAAUGUGUGGAUUACAAAAAUCAACACAAGAAGCUGAGGAUGCUUUGUCACAAGGAUUAGAAGCUUUGAAUCAGUCAUUAUCAGAUACAAUAAUUGCCUCAGAUGCAUUAAUAUUGGGUAAUAAUAAUGAAAAUAUGGGAAACUACAUGGCUCUUGCUAUUAACCAACUCUCCACUGUUGAAGCCUUCCUUAGACAGGCCGAUAAUUUGAGGCACCAAACAAUUCAUCGGCUGCUUCAAAUCUUAACUACUCGUCAAGCCGCGAGGUGUUUUAUAGCAAUCGGCGAUUAUUUCCAUCGGCUUCGAGCCCUCAGCUCGCUUUGGCUGGCGCGUCCUCGUCACGAAUAAUUAAUUAGCUAGUUAAUAAUUAGCCUUUUGUAAUCUUAAUUUCUUCACCUAUAUUUUCCCCCUAAAUGUUUCUAUUACUUUUU
Molecule: messenger RNA, 1475 nt
Organism: Solanum verrucosum
Lineage: Eukaryota; Viridiplantae; Streptophyta; Magnoliopsida; Solanales; Solanaceae
Product: bZIP transcription factor TGA10-like
Exons: 11
Coding region: 1-1392 (463 amino acids)
Biological process (GO): DNA-templated transcription; regulation of DNA-templated transcription
Molecular function (GO): DNA-binding transcription factor activity; sequence-specific DNA binding
Source: RefSeq, a predicted model, not a curated record